Molecule: messenger RNA, 2397 nt
Organism: Pseudomyrmex gracilis
Lineage: Eukaryota; Metazoa; Arthropoda; Insecta; Hymenoptera; Formicidae
Gene: PPP1R15
Exons: 4
Coding region: 376-1692 (438 amino acids)
Biological process (GO): response to endoplasmic reticulum stress
Cellular component (GO): endoplasmic reticulum; protein phosphatase type 1 complex
Molecular function (GO): protein phosphatase regulator activity
Source: RefSeq, a predicted model, not a curated record
CGUCCCUAUAUUCCUAUGUCCAUGCUUGAGCCCUGAGCGAGUCAUUUCUUCUAUAACAACCGUAGAAAAUGGCUGCUUGAAGUACUUCGUCAAGAUGUAUGUUACAAAUAUGUAUUCGUUUGCGCUUAAAAGUUGUGACGCAAUUGCGACAGUGUUUGUUCAAGAAAGUGCUAAAGACGUUACCACAAAAGACAUAUUUUCGAGGUGUGAGUACAAGUGUUUACGAAAUUGUAUUCACAAGCACGGGUGCAACUAUUGUAGAUUUCCAUAUAAAUGUUUUAGAACAGAAAGAAGUUGCAACAAUAUACUUUGAGCAUAUUGUCUUUUGGUGUGUACUCACCAACUUACACAGGAGGAAAAAGAUUUCUUGAUAAUAUGCGACAAGUACGCAACACUCUUGAAGCUAAUUAUUCCACAUUUACAUUUGAUUCAAUCAUGAUGAGACAUGAAAAAGUUUGGUCUUAUUUGGCUGAUUGUCACAGUGAGGAUGAAAUAAAUCAAGAUAGUGAAGAAAUAACUAUGGAAAAUUUUAUUUUCAUAGGUUCUAAUGUUAUGUAUAAAAAUAGUAAUACAAAAGAAUCUCAUUCUGCAUUGUGUUAUCAAGCAGAAAAGUCAAAUGAUGACAUGACUAAAUGCUCUUGUCUUCUCUCUGAGAUUGAUUUACAAAGACAUAUGGGUACAGAGAAUAGAAACAUAACGAAUAUAAUAGAUGUGAAGAAAGAUUGUUCCGUUUUUGAUAAUAUUCAAGACGCAUCAAUUGUAUCUUAUCAUAUAGGUCAUCCGAAUGUGGCAUCAAAAUCCACAGAUUUUAUAGAGGAGGAAGAUUCAAUACAAACAUUCAAUACAAAUAUUUUUUCUGACAUGUGCCAAAAAUCUUGGAACAAUUUGUCCAAUCAAAGUAAUUGCAGAAAAGAAACUGUAGAUUCAGAAAUACCCAGAAAACGCUCAAAACAACGUAGAAAAGUCAUUGCGAUUGGUAGAGGUCGAGGUAGAGCAAGAUCUCAGCUUAGACGGUCUGGAGUGAGUCAAACCAGGCAUAGAAGAAAACAUAGAAAUCACGAAUUUGCUAUAAAAAAUGACCAUGUUGACCAAGAGUUUAGUAAUUCAGAUGACUAUGAUGUGAAUGUUGUUCCGCUUAUUCAAGCAACUAAUUCUGUAACAUCUGAUUCGUCAAGCAUAUCGACGAUAAUAUCUAUGAAACAAACACAACGCCAGAAGAAAAAAAUUUCUUCCGAUAUGUUGGAAAAAUUAGAUAGUUCCAUUGAUUCCGAAGAUAGCUUUUGUAUAGUUUUCACAUCCAAACCGGAAGAGGAUCUGGACGAGACUGAUAAUACGUACCAAAAGAAAUCACUAUCACAAAACAAAGAAACAUUGAAGAAUUCCAUCGUUUUUGAAGACAAUAUUUGUAUAGCGUACGCACCUGAAUUAAAUGAAAAUGAAAACGACCAAAAUGAUGAAUAUGAUAAAAGUGAAACACAAAAGAAAAAAGUGAGAUUUGAUCCUACUCCAGUUGUGCACAUUAUGGUAAAAUGGAAUUAUGCAUAUCGAGCAGCACGGAAAGGCCCGUGGGAAGAAAUGGCUCGAGAUAACGAAAGAUUCAAAGGACGUAUAAAUUCAAUUGGAGCCGUUCUUAAUCCAAUUUUAACAAGCAAACAUCGAUCUGAAAUUUGGCAGGAACGAUUUGCUUCUUAAGAAUAAUGUACUUGUUCUUUUAACAGCAUAUAGUAAGGUAAAAUGAAAGAAGAGAAAAUGAGACGCGGAAAGAUUUUGUAUCAUGUAUCAUACUAAAUAUUUUCUAUGUAAAUACCACAAAAAAUGGCUGUGAACAUUAGUGUAAAAAAGUUAUUUCCGUUACGUCUGAUUUCUGUAUAUGUUACAUGAUGGGUCUGAUAUGUUCUCUCAGUUUGUUUUUUUAAUCAGUGACUAAUCAGUAUUUGAUUUUAAUCUCCUUUUUAUCAGAAAGAAGCAAACUCUUUAAUCUCGUUUUUUUUAGUUUGAGUCAAUAUUUGUAUGUGUAACUUACAGCAAAAUUAACUUUUUGCAUCAAUGUAAUAAGAAGCCAUCUUAUUCUUUGUGGAAUAAUUUGUUUUUUAAAUACUGUAUACUAAAAAAAAUAAAUACUUCUUUAUAUGAGAAUUUUAAUAUAUGAUUUGAAGCUUUUUACAAUUAUAAGUGUGACAGUGACACUAUAUAAGUAUAUCCACGUAAAAUAUAUAGAAAUAUAUUUGACACUAAAUUGUAAUUAAAAAAAUUUUAAUGAAAGUUUGAAUCGUACAAAAGAUUACAUAAAAGUUACUUAUUUUUUUCGUAAUACUAAAGUUGGUGCAACUUUACAUUUUCCAAAAUUACAAAUUUAAUUAAGGAAGUAUAUUUACAUUAUUGGUCAUUAUAUAAUAU